CGAAGGUCACAGUGUGGCGGAGUAUGCAUUCACCUCCACCGUCCCUAUCGACUACUACUGAGGACGAGGCUUCGCUGUGGCCGAUGUUGAUAACCGGCACAUGGAACUUGCCCGCACCCCGCCGCCUGCCUACGCCAUUCUCAUCUUCUCUUUCCGACUAGCUACGUAGAGCCUUUAGAUUCAUUACCUACCUAUAGCUUAUUACACCAGCAAUAACAGCUUUACGCUCCUGAGUAGGAAUAACCCCAACGUCAAUAUGGCAAUAACGAAAUCGCAACUCCUUCGGUUGAUCGACGAUGCCGCCUACGCUUUGAAGAAAACAGAAAAGUCCUUCAACACUGACAAUGCCAAUGACGGCUUCAAUGGCUUGCCCGAUGCCUUCCCUGCCGUGGCGAAACGGAUACCGGUCCUUAGCAAGGCUCUCGCGUCGGUGGAAGCGUACAUAGGUGACCGGGAAGAGACACAAGAGGUCAAGGAGAAAUACCAGGACAUCCGCAAGCUUGCCAAGGCGUGCCAGCGUGAUGCAGGCUACCUUCAGGACCUCUUCAGUGCCGUAACGGAGUCCAAUGAAGACGCCCCGAAGCUGAAGCGGUACCGGCAAGCUGUCGAGGACUUGAACGGCAAAAGGAUCGAAACCGUGGGGAAGGAGCUGCUCGAGAUGGCACUUGACACUCUCGCUCCACCUCUCGUCGAUGCUGAGCUUGUCAAGGAACUGCAGGACGCCGUCGAAGAGAUUUCAAAGCUCAAGCCUUCCCUAAAGGAUGAGCCGAAAGGGGCUGUGACGCUGAUCAACCAUGGCAGUGGCAGUCAGUUCCACCACGGCGGGAAAGGGAACCAGAAUCAAUGCUUGGGGGGCGUUAUGGUAACGGGAAAUGGCGCCACCAACCACAUUGCAUCGGAGAAUAUGAAGAAGCCAGCGCGCAAGCAGGCGGCCAAGGACAGGCAGGAGGAAGAGGACGAUAGCGAUGACGAGUAAUGGUACCAUCAAAGAAUGCACUUGAAUGAGACACAGCCAUCUGCGUGAUACGCUC
This is a messenger RNA of Chaetomium strumarium, 1031 nucleotides long. RefSeq lists its product as uncharacterized. Bases 257 to 976 code for a protein of 239 amino acids. The transcript has 2 exons. NCBI's taxonomy places the organism in Eukaryota, Fungi, Ascomycota, Sordariomycetes, Sordariales, Chaetomiaceae. The record is from RefSeq and is a predicted model, not a curated record.